GGCGAGGCGGGCGGAGAUUCGGCGGAGGCGGGCGCCCCACCUCCUUCGCGCUCUCCGCUGGCGUGACGUGCGGCUUCCCCACUGUCAUGCUCCUGCUGCACCCGUGUCUCUCGGCUUCGUGCGUCCGAGUCCGUGCGCCGGUCCUGGAAGUGGGCUAGCGCCACGGGGUUCCUGCUUCGAGGCAGCGAUUGUGCCCACGGUGGCGGCCACUGCAUCUAGUCCCAGCUCUGCGGCCCUUGGCGCCGUGGUAUCAGCGGGCGCCGAGUCAAUGACGGGCCAGGGCCAGGCGGUGCCCGGGUCGUCCUCGUGGAGCGCGGUAUUCCGCCACGUCCGGUACGAGAACCUGGUGGCGGGUGUCAGCGGCGGGGUCCUGUCCAACCUCGCGCUGCACCCGCUGGACCUUGUCAAGAUCCGCUUUGCCGUGAGUGACGGAUUGGAACUGAGACCAAAAUACAAAGGAAUUUUGCAUUGCUUGACUACCAUUUGGAAACUUGAUGGACUACGGGGACUUUACCAAGGAGUAACCCCAAAUGUGUGGGGUGCAGGUUUAUCCUGGGGCCUCUACUUUUUCUUUUACAAUGCUAUCAAAUCAUAUAAGACAGAAGGAAGAGCUGAACGGUUAGAGGCAACAGAAUACCUUGUCUCAGCUGCCGAAGCUGGAGCCAUGACCCUCUGCAUUACAAACCCGUUAUGGGUAGCAAAAACUCGCCUCAUGUUACAGUAUGAUGGUGUUGUUAACUCCUCACAGCGGCGAUAUAAUGGAAUGUUUGAUACACUUGUGAAAAUAUAUAAGUAUGAAGGUGUGCGUGGAUUAUAUAAGGGAUUUAUUCCUGGGCUGUUUGGAACAUCACAUGGUGCCCUUCAGUUUAUGGCAUAUGAAUUACUGAAGUUGAAAUACAACCAGCAUAUCAGUAGAUUACCAGAAGCCCAAUUGAGCACAGCAGAAUAUAUAUCUGUUGCAGCACUAUCCAAAAUAUUUGCCGUAGCAGCAACGUACCCAUAUCAAGUUGUGAGAGCUCGUCUUCAGGAUCAACACAUGUCUUAUGAGGGUGUAUUGGAUGUAAUCACAAGGACCUGGAGGAAAGAAGGCCUCGGUGGAUUUUACAAAGGAAUUGCCCCCAAUUUGAUCAGAGUGACUCCAGCCUGCUGUAUUACCUUUGUGGUAUAUGAAAAUGUCUCACAUUUUUUACUUGACCUUAGAGAAAAGAAAAAGUAAGCUAAAACAAGACAAUUCUAAUAUGUCUGCCCAAGGCAACAACAUGCUCCUUGUGUCUGAAAUGUAAAACUCAGAAGAAUACUACACAGCAACAUGGCUCAUAAUCAAAAUCAGUCUAUAACCAUUAGAAGUCAAAGAACUGCUAAAUCUUAAUGUUUUUCUGCUUUUUGCCUUCCCUGUACUUGUGGGACUUCUGCCUGAAGUGGCUGCCAUCAACACGACAGUAAAACUGACGUCAACUGGGGAGUGUCACACAUUUCUCCAUUUUGUUGUUCAGGUAGAAGUGGAUUUGCAACAUUUGCUAAGUGAAUUUGGCGAGUGCACUUUUUUUUUCUGAACUCAUGUGCCUGGAUUAGCUUUAAAAUCGACCUCUGUGCAAUAUCAAGAAAAUGGCUUCUUAUAAGAAUGUCAUCACUGUUUCAAGGGUAAAUUAAACUUUAAGGAUUUGCUGGAAAAGAUGUUGCCCAAAUCCAGACCAUUUUAGAAUUGGGAUAUUUUGGUGAGAAAAAACUCACUAUAAAUGUGCUUUAGUUUUAAUUCAGUUGGAAUACACUGACUAGAAAAAUUUAAGUUGUGUCCUUAAUUUGAGUAGUAGUGGAUAUUCGUUGUCAUUUCAUUACUAAUUUUAUUUCCAGAGACUCUCCCAUCAUUUAAAAUGUAGACCUGGAUUCCAUUAUUUUUUGGCAUGGAUACCUAGUGUCUUAAAUUUAUAAAAUCUCAACUAGGAUCCAGCUGUGUCAGCCCUUAUUAUAUUUGGCUAUAAAUCACUUACUGGAGUUGUGAUUAGAUCACCUUAUACAGAUGCUGGAAUGACGGGGAUGUGUUUGUUGACAAACUAUGGAAAUGAUAUAGUUCCUACUUCAGUUUUCGGAUAUGUGAACCUCAAAUAAAUGACUGAUCUAUGUUGGUUACUCAAAUUCAGGUUUAAAUACAAAUUACACUAAUGGCUAUUAGCGGUUUUACUUUUAUGAGUCAUUGUAAAUACCUAUAAAUACAAAGGCCUGCCGCAAAGCGAUACCAGAAUAAUACCAAUAUUUUUAUCAUAAACAUCUAUGAAUGCUAUUGCACUACCAUCUAUGUUGUGGUUUUCAAAGCCAUAUUUAAAUGGUUCUUUGAAAACAGGUCUAUUUUUUAUAUUUUGAAAAUGGCAGUUUUAAAAAUAAAGUUGAAAUGAUAAGUACUUAAUUAUAUUUACUAUAAUUUCUUGUAACAGGCACAGGAAUGCUUUAUAAAUUAAAUGUGUCAUAUUUUUUUUCAUACUCUGGAUUAUACUAUAAUUCAUAUGAAAUCCUUGUAUUAGUCCCUAUAUGGAAAAAUAAGCCGCAGUCGAUUUUGGAGUUUUGGAGGUUGUGCCAUGAUUUGAAUGCCUUUGUACCCUCAAAUUAAUAAAACAUAUCUAGUUCAUA
Messenger RNA from Pteropus alecto (black flying fox), 2622 nucleotides. RefSeq names its product solute carrier family 25 member 32 (gene SLC25A32). NCBI's taxonomy places the organism in Eukaryota, Metazoa, Chordata, Mammalia, Chiroptera, Pteropodidae. Gene Ontology annotation, biological process: nucleotide transport; mitochondrial transport; folate import into mitochondrion. Bases 269 to 1216 code for a protein of 315 amino acids. Gene Ontology annotation, cellular component: mitochondrial membrane; mitochondrion. The transcript has 7 exons. The record is from RefSeq and is a predicted model, not a curated record. Gene Ontology annotation, molecular function: FAD transmembrane transporter activity; folic acid transmembrane transporter activity.